Fragaria vesca subsp. vesca is the source of this 3201-nucleotide messenger RNA. Its product is annotated as DNA gyrase subunit A, chloroplastic/mitochondrial-like. Gene Ontology annotation, cellular component: chromosome; DNA topoisomerase type II (double strand cut, ATP-hydrolyzing) complex; cytoplasm. The transcript has 26 exons. Bases 1 to 2820 code for a protein of 939 amino acids. The record is from RefSeq and is a predicted model, not a curated record. Gene Ontology annotation, molecular function: DNA topoisomerase type II (double strand cut, ATP-hydrolyzing) activity; ATP binding; DNA binding. Gene Ontology annotation, biological process: DNA topological change. NCBI's taxonomy places the organism in Eukaryota, Viridiplantae, Streptophyta, Magnoliopsida, Rosales, Rosaceae.
AUGGCCUUAGCCUCCGGUCUCCGCCUCUCUUCCACUUUCCUCCGUUGCCGCCUCCCCGCACCGCUCAACCCGACCCGCUUCUCCGCCCUCCGCCACUCCCUCUUCGACCUCCGGUUCCUCUCUGCUUCCUCCUCCUCUCGUACUCGUACUCGGACCCGGCUCCGCCCCCGCCCCAUCAAAGCGACGCCCAGCGAAGACGGCGGCCUCCUCGAAGGCGCCGGCGAGGGGCAAAAUGGGAAUGGGAGCGUCCUGGUCAAGGACUCGGACGAGCGAAUCGUUCGUGUUGAGCUCCACAAGGAGGCCACCGAUGCCUACAUGGCCUAUGCUAUGUCCGUGCUGCUCGGCCGUGCCCUGCCGGACAUUCGCGACGGUCUCAAGCCGGUCCACCGCCGUAUUUUGUAUGCAAUGCAUGAAUUGAGGCUUUCGUCGCGAAAACCGUUUGUGAAAUGUGCUAGAGUUGUGGGGGAGGUUCUAGGAAAAUUCCAUCCUCAUGGUGACACUGCUGUGUAUGAUUCCUUGGUGCGAAUGGCUCAGGAUUUCUCCUUACGAUCACCACUGAUUAACGGGCAUGGGAAUUUUGGUUCAAUUGAUGCUGAUCCUGCAGCUGCCAUGCGUUACACAGAGUGCAGAUUGGAGGCGCUGACUGAAGCAAUGUUGCUGUCAGAUUUAGAACAGGAUACGGUUGACUUUGUACCAAACUUUGAUAAUUCACAAAAAGAGCCAUCACUUUUACCUGCUCGGGUUCCAAAUUUAUUAUUAAAUGGUUCUUCUGGGAUUGCGGUUGGCAUGGCAACAAAUAUCCCUCCGCAUAAUCUUGGGGAGUUGGUGGAUGUUCUUAGUGUGUUGAUUCAUAAUCCAGAAGCUACACUGCAAGAAUUGCUAGAAUACAUGCCAGGACCUGAUUUUCCAACUGGAGGACUGAUUAUGGGAAACCUUGGUAUCUUAGAGGCAUAUCGAACUGGGAGAGGACGUAUAGUGGUCAGAGGAAAAACUGAUAUAGAAUCUCUUGAUUCUAAAGGCAAGCGAAGUGCGAUCAUCAUAAAGGAGAUCCCUUACCAAACUAACAAAGCAGCUCUGGUGGAGAAGAUAGCGCAACUUGUAGAGAAUAAGAUUUUAGAUGGCAUUAGUGAUAUUAGGGAUGAGAGUGACCGCACUGGAAUGCGUGUAGUCAUUGAGCUUAAGCGAGGGUCUGACCCAUCUAUUGUUCUCAAUAAUCUAUAUCGCCUCACAUCACUCCAGUCCAGCUUUAGCUGUAACAUGGUUGGUAUCCUCAAUGGUCAACCUAAACUGAUGGGUCUAAAGGAAUUGCUGCAGGCUUUCCUAGAUUUCAGAUGCUCUGUUAUUGAGAGACGUGCUAAAUUCAAACUUUCACAAGCACAGGACAGAAGACAUAUUGUUGAGGGUAUAGCUGUAGGCCUUGAUAAUCUGCAAAGAGUUAUGCGUAUAAGUUUGGAAGCUUCUAAUAAUACAAUUGCAUCAUCUCUUCUAAGGAAUGAGUUCAACCUUUCUGAGAAACAAGCUGAAGCAAUAUUAGACUUCAACUUUAGAAGGCUUAAUGUUCUGGAGAGGAAAAAGUUUGAUAAUGAAAGUGAAUCAUUGAAAGAGCAGAUUUCAAAACUAGAAGAACUGUUGUCAAGCAAGAAACGUAUAUUGCAGGUGGUUGAACAAGAAGCGAUUGACAUAAAAAACAAGUUUGCUAAUCCCAGGCGUUCAAUGCUGGAAGACUCUGAUGGUGGUCAACUUGAUGAUAUUGAUGUUAUUCCGAAUGACGAAAUGCUUUUGGCCUUCAGUGAAAAAGGGUAUGUCAAGCGGAUGAAGCCUAACACAUUUAAUCUGCAAAAUCGAGGAACCAUUGGUAAAUCUGUUGGUAAAUUGAGGGUAAACGAUGCAAUGUCAGACUUUAUUGUUUGUCAUGCACAUGAUCAUGUUUUGUUCUUCAGUGAUAAAGGAACGGUCUACUCAGCUCGUGCGUAUAAAAUUCCUGAGUGCAGCCGAACAGCAGCUGGUACGCCACUGGUUCAGAUCUUAUCUCUGUCAGAUGGCGAGAGAAUUACUUCUGUUAUUCCUGUGAGUGAGUUUGCUGGAGAUCAGUUUUUACUAAUGCUUACAGUGAACGGCUACAUAAAGAAGGUGUCUUUGAGCUCUUUUUCAUCGAUCAGGUCAACCGGAAUCAUAGCAAUUCAAUUGGUCCCUGGUGAUGAGCUGAAAUGGGUCCGUUGCUGCACAAAUGAUGAUCUUGUAGCAAUGGCAUCCCUGAACGGAAUGGUUAUCUUAUGUUCCUCUGAUAUUAUUCGAGCUUUAGGCAGGAACACUCGGGGUUCUGUAGCCAUGCGACUUAAAGAAGGUGAUAAGAUGGCAAGCGUGGACAUUAUACCAGCAGCUAUGUGGAAAGACUUAAAAAGGGUGUCAGAAGCACCAGAGAGCACGGCUAGAAGUUUGGAUGGCCCGUGGUUGUUGUUUGUGUCUGAGAGUGGAUAUGGAAAGCGUGUUCCCUUGAGCAGAUUUCACUCUUCCCGUCUGAACAGAGUGGGUCUGAUAGGUUACAAGUUUUCCUCAGAGGACCGAUUGGCAGCAGUUUUUGUGGUUGGAUUCUCUCUGGCAGAGGAUGGUGAAAGUGAUGAACAAGUGGUCCUAGUAAGCCAGAGUGGUACAGUAAAUAGAAUUAAGGUGCGAGAUAUCUCAAUACAGUCUCGCUAUGCAAGGGGUGUUAUUUUGAUGCGGCUUGAUCUUGCUGGAAAGAUUCAGUCUGCUUCAUUAAUGUCAGCAACAGAUGAGGAGCCAGAGAAUGAAGUCGAUGCUGAAGCUGUGAUUCAUGGUUGAGUAUGUAGAUCCAACUAGACUAACUUGUUUUAUAAAAGGAACACUACAUUAUGAUCUACAUUUGUGUCAUAUCAAAGAAGGCUUAGUUUUGGUGCAUCAUCCAGCACAUCUUCUAGAUGAGCCUAAAGUGGAGUCUUUUUGCGGCUUAGGUACAACAUAGUCUACAGUGGAAGAAAUUUUGGUCGCAUUAUUUCACAACCACCUCACCAUCUUUGGCGACAUGAGAUUUCACACAGUUUUGCUUCGUAGGCUGUAUAGUAAUGCAAAUAUGUAUAGAUAAUGCUAUAAAUUUGAGAUGACUUUAAUGACAAUGGUUCUUUUUCUCUCCUGUCAAAACUUGGAUAUGAUGCUCUUUUGCAUAUGGAAGUGUGACUUAUUUCA